Messenger RNA from Oldenlandia corymbosa var. corymbosa, 4904 nucleotides. The record is from the annotation of a GenBank genome assembly. Lineage: Eukaryota; Viridiplantae; Streptophyta; Magnoliopsida; Gentianales; Rubiaceae.
GUCAAAUCACAUGAAGCCCAAGCUCAUAGGCACAGGUUGGAAUCGCUGACGAAGAAGGUUUUUGGUUCACCUGACAAAAUCGUUGCUUUUUUUUCAGAUGCAUCUCCUCUGGUGGGACCCGCAACGCAAAAACGACGCCGUCGUUCCCCCUUUUAACACUUCCUCUCUACAUUUUGCAUGCCACAUAACACAAUGCAAUAUUUCGGAAAUCACAAAAGAAUACGAAAAGGUAAUAUAUCACCAUGGAUUGCAGAGAUAAUAAACUCUCUGUCUUCAUCUUCCCCCCAACAAAUCACUUGUCCCAAUCUGCUUUAGACAUUUAAUUCCAGGUUUCUGCUGGUUUCUCUCUCUCCUCUGUUUUUGACUCUCAGUCGCCAUCCUUUUGAAUUUAAAACAUCACUCUGAGUACACUCUCACUCCUUUUUGAUUUACUCUCUAUCCUUCCCCCAUUUCUGUUUUCGUACAGUUGUUGCUACUAGUACUGGUACCCCCAUGUGAAAAACCCUGAGAUUUCCAUCUUUUAAAACGAAAAUUGUAUUCCUACUUUUGAGUAGCAUUCAUGUGUUGCUUGUGAUCCUUUUGUUUUGUUCUGUUCUGUUUCUCUCCCCCACUCCCCCCCUCUCUUAAAAUUCUUUUUGGGCACCGGAAAAAUUCAAUUGACAAUGGCCGUUCGGAGGCUUCUGUUCUGUGUUUUCUUCUUUGGGUUAUUGCAGUUCUGGGGUUCUUUGGGUGAAAUUUCGGAGCAAUCGGAGAACGGCCCAGAAAGGGAGAGUUUGGUUGCGUUCAGAAAUUCUCUGGAAAACCCACAGCUUUUGAGUUCCUGGGCGCCCACAACAUCCCAUUGUCAGUGGCAUGGCGUUUACUGCCAAAAUGGCCGAGUCAUCUCCCUCCUUCUCUCCACUCUGCAACUCAGGGGACCUCUCUCCCCGUCUCUCUUCUCCCUUGUAAGUCUCGCCGUACUGGACCUGUCUUCCAACUCCUUCACCGGCCAAAUCCCGCCUCAGAUUUCGUCGCUUCAGAGCCUCAAAGUCUUGGACCUUGGCAAUAAUCGGUUGUCCGGCGAGUUGCCUGCACAGCUUGGUGAGUUGACUCGGCUGGAAAGUCUUACCCUCGGUCCCAAUCUUCUCACAGGAAUCAUCCCGCCGGAGUUGGGUAACCUUGUCAGCCUUCGUUCUCUUGACCUCUCGGGCAAUGCAUUCACCGGAAUCAUCCCAACCCAAAUUCGAAAUCUCUCCCACCUCCAAGUAUUAGCCCUUGGUAACAACCUUCUCUCUGGUUCUCUUUCACCAAAACUCUUUUCAAACCUUCCCUCUUUAACCUCUUUUGAUGUAUCAAACAACUCUCUUUCCGGUUCCAUUCCGCCGGAAAUCGGAAAUCUUGUUAACCUCACUGAUCUUUACAUCGGAAUUAACCAUUUGUCCGGCCAAAUUCCGCCUCAAAUUGGUGAACUUUCCAGCCUUCAAAACUUCUUUGCACCCUCUUGCUCUCUAACUGGUCCAUUGCCAGAAACAUUGUCUAGGCUUGUGUCUCUCAGCAAGCUUGACCUGUCCUAUAACCCUUUGAGGUGUUCCAUACCGCAAUCAAUUGGAAAGCUUUUGAAUUUGAGCAUACUCAAUUUGGUUUACACUGAGCUUGAUGGUGCCAUACCCCCUGAGCUUGGAAACUGUAGAAAUCUGAAGACUUUGAUGCUUUCUUUCAAUUCACUCUCUGGCCCCUUGCCUGAAGAGCUAGCAGAGUUGAAUUUGGUUUCAUUUGCAGCAGAGAAAAAUCAGCUUUCUGGUCCUCUACCUUCCUGGCUUGGUCGGUGGUCUCAUGUGGAUGCCCUUCUGCUCGCAAGUAAUCGGUUUACAGGGCAAAUACCCGCUGAAAUUGGAAAUUGUACUUCGCUCACCCACCUGAGUCUCAGUAGCAACUUACUCACUGGUCAAAUUCCAAGUGAUCUUUGCAAUGCGGUGUCCCUGUUGGAAAUUGAUCUUGAUGGUAAUCUCCUUAAUGGUACUAUUGAUGAUGUGUUUGUGAAGUGCACUAAUCUUACUCAGCUGAUUCUGAUGGAAAAUCAAAUUAGUGGUGCUAUUCCGGAGUAUCUUUCAGGGCUACCAUUGAUGUCUCUAGAACUGGAUUCUAACAACUUCACGGGUACACUUCCUGUAAGUUUGUGGAACUCUGUGAACUUGAUGGAAUUUUCAGCGGCAAAUAAUAUGUUGGAGGGUACAUUGCCAAGGGAAAUUGGAAAUGCUGUUAAUCUGGAGAGGCUUGUUCUUGCUAAUAAUCAGUUAAGGGGUUCUGUUCCCAGGGAGAUCGGUAAUUUGACUUCUCUUUCUGUUUUGAACCUGAAUUCUAAUUUACUUGAAGGGAGUAUUCCUGGUGAUAUAGGAAAUUGCAUUGCCCUCACAACGUUGGAUCUGGGAAGAAACAGGCUCAAUGGUUCGAUUCCGGAGGAAAUAUCUGACUUGCCACAAUUGCAGUGUUUGGUUCUUUCUUAUAACGAUCUCUCCGGGGGGAUCCCUCAGAAAAAGUCCAAGUAUUUCCGGCAGGUUAGUAUACCUGAUUCAAGCUUUGUACAGCACCAUGGAGUUUAUGAUCUUUCAAAUAAUAGAUUGUCUGGCUCAAUACCCGAGGAAUUGGGAAGUUGUGUUGUAUUGGUGGAUCUUUUACUCAGCAACAAUUUGCUUUCUGGGGAAAUUCCUGGAUCCAUUGCUGGUUUAAAGAACCUCACCUCUCUAGAUUUAUCUGGGAAUUCACUUACCGGUAAUAUUCCAGAUGAGUUUGGCAAUUCGCAGAAAUUGCAGGGUUUCUAUAUCGGGAAUAACCAGCUCACAGGGACAAUUCCUGAAACGCUUGGUCGGUUGAGUAGCUUAGUUAAGCUUAAUGUAACUGGUAAUAAGUUAUCUGGUUCCAUUCCCUCCAGUUUGAAGAAUUUGAAUGGACUGACUCACUUGGACUUGAGCAAUAAUGAAUUAAGUGGUGAGGUUCCAUCCUCUUUGUCAGAAAUGGCUAACCUCGUUGGUCUAUAUGCUCAGCGAAAUAGGCUUUCUGGUCAUUUAGAAGGUCUUUUUUCCAACUCCACGCUGUGGAGGAUCGAAAUCCUGAAUUUGAGCAACAACAAUCUGGAUGGCUUGCUACCGCGGGCACUGGGUAAUAUGUCAUAUUUGACGUCUCUAUAUCUUCAUGGAAACAGCUUUACUGGCAAAAUCCCUGGUGAACUUGGAAGUCUGUUGCAACUGGAGUUAUUGGAUCUCUCCGAGAAUAAACUUUCAGGACGAAUUCCUGAGAGCAUUUGUGCCCUGCCCAAUUUGAUUUCUGUGAAUCUUUCAGAUAACAGUUUGUUUGGUUCUGUUCCUUCUAGUGGAAUAUGUGGAAACCUGUCGAAAGCUUCACUUGAUGGGAACAAUGAUCUGUGUGGAGAAAUUUUGAACCACAAGUGCCAGCUCAAAACCGUUGGGAUGAGAAUGGCGUUAAAAACUUCUUUGGUACUAAUAUCUACUGUUGGGGCGAUCAUGCUGGUUGCCCUUAUUCUGAUUGUUUUGCGAUGGACACAUGGAAAUUGGACAAAAGGUGAUACAGAUUACAAUGAAGAAAGCAAAUUGAAUAGUUCAACAGAUCCGCAUCUGUAUUUCUUGAGCAGCAGCCGUUCAAAGGAGCCUCUGAGCAUCAACAUAGCUAUGUUUGAAAAGCCCCUUCUCAAACUGACCAUUGUUGAUGUUCUUGAAGCCACAAACAACUUUUGCAAGACAAACAUAAUUGGUGAUGGAGGAUUUGGAACUGUUUAUAAGGCAACAUUGCCUUGUGGGAAGACAGUGGCGGUCAAGAAGCUAAAUGAAGAUAAAACGCAGGGUCACAGGGAAUUUCUAGCUGAGAUGGAGACUUUGGGAAAGGUGAAACACAGGAAUCUUGUUCCAUUACUUGGCUACUGCUCUUAUGGGAGUGAAAAGGUGCUUGUUUAUGAGUAUAUGAUUAAUGGCAGUUUGGAUCUUUGGCUAAGAAACAGAUGUGGUUCUCUUGAGGUCCUGGUCUGGAUGAAACGCCUCAAAAUUGCUGUUGGUGCUGCACGUGGCCUAGCAUUUCUCCAUCAUGGCUUUACUCCUCACAUAAUCCACAGGGACAUCAAAGCCAGCAACAUCCUCCUGAAUGAGGACUUUGAAGCCAAAGUUGCAGACUUUGGAUUAGCGAGAUUGAUCAGCGCUUAUGAGACUCACGUGAGUACAGAUGUGGCUGGUACGUUUGGGUACAUCCCCCCUGAGUACGGGCAGAGCUGGAAAUCAACGACCAGGGGCGACGUUUAUAGCUUUGGUGUAAUUCUGCUGGAGUUGGUGACUGGGAAGGAGCCAACUGGACCUGAUUUCAAAGACAUAGAAGGCGGAAAUUUAGUUGGUUGGGUUUUCAUGAAGAUCAAAAAGGGCCAAGCUGUAGAUGUCCUUGACCCAAUGGUGCUGGAUGCAGAUUCAAAGCAGAUGAUGCUUCAGGUACUGCAGAUUGCGGUGCUAUGCUUGUCAGAAAAUCCUACUAAACGGCCUUCGAUGCUUCAGGUAGUGAAAUUCUUGAAGAGUGUCAAAGACUUGUAGAAGUGAUGUCAAUGUAAUCUAAGUAUGGUUAUUAACUUAGAAGCCUGUCACUUGUUUAGUAGUGUAUAAUAACUAAAUUGGAGCUGAGUACUGAUCCUCAACUAUGAGGUACCGGAUAGAAUCGCAUCUUCAGGUUCAUAAAAUGGUAGCCCUGUAGCCUUUCUAUCAGCCAGAAUCUUCAUCAUAAGUAUCAAUCCUAAGUUUGGGGUUCAAAUCUCUUCCUAAUAGAACUGCUUCAGUACUUGUAGUUGUACCUUUGAUCCUGUGUGUAAAGUUAAAGUUUUGCUUUUACUACCAUAUAGAGAGUUAGAAUCAAUAACCAUUCGGAAAGUUAUCGUCAUA